This is a messenger RNA of Scomber scombrus (Atlantic mackerel), 1896 nucleotides long. RefSeq lists its product as uncharacterized. The coding region runs from base 193 to 936 and encodes 247 amino acids. The transcript is spliced from 2 exons. The record is from RefSeq and is a predicted model, not a curated record. NCBI's taxonomy places the organism in Eukaryota, Metazoa, Chordata, Actinopteri, Scombriformes, Scombridae. Gene Ontology annotation, molecular function: metal ion binding.
GGAAACCUCCGUGUUGUUUCAUUGAAAAGGGAAAUGGGAAUGAUUGAAGAUUUGGUCCCCGUAUUAUUUUAACAUGAUUAACAGUCCACUGUAGUGAUCGUGCUCUAAAGGGACAAUAUUAGCACGCUUCACAUUUGAGACCAAGCUAACGAGCUAAGUAACGUUAGCUUAGCUUCAGGUGAUAUUAGCGGCAUGAACUCUCUGGUCGGAUACGGAGUGUCCUCGGAGUCUGACAGCGAUGGAGAUGUAGAAGAUGGAAACCACGGCGUAGCUCGUUCUGGAAAGGAUGGCGACAAUGAGGCAACCGCUGUCAAAAAGACCCGCAACUUUUUGCUGGAGUCUGGUUCAGCUUCCAGUGAGUCAGAAACCGGGGAAGAGGACCCGGAGCCCUCUCCAUUACCGCCACAUAGAGCACAAGCCCCAUCUGCCGUAUGCCAGCCCACCCUGCCUGCACCCUCCCUGGGCUCCCUCAGCUCUAAAAAACUGCCCCCUCCUCCUCUAAACGCCUGCUCUGACAGCAGUGUGUUUGCCAACCCUUUCAAGGCUCAGACAGACCAGAAGCUCAGCGCCUUGCAGAAACAUGUUCCCUUAACAAUGGAGGCCAAACCCUCACAGAUAGGAGGUAAAAGGAUGUGUGUGUCAUACAGGAAAGACGGCAGGUGCAGGUUCGGGAUCAAAUGCAAGUUUGCUCACGACAGUGAUCUUCAAACCGCAGUUAGUCCCUCUGACUGUCCUCCACCUGCGAGUGAUGAAGCACUGGCGUCAGCUCAGGUUGUGACCCGUGCAGGUGGCUCCCAGGAGACGGAGGAGGAAGAUUCAGAGGGGCAAAAAUUGAAGAAGAGGAGGGUUGGACUGAGUAACACUUUGGUUCCUCCUAAACGGGCUAUGAAGCAGUUUGCUAUGCAGAGGGACAGAGAGCGGAUCAAUAUGUCCUGAUGGGUUUUUUUUUAAUUAGCAAUGACAGUGUGCUGUCACAAAGCAAUAGUGUGCAGUUGACACCUCUGUGUGUGUGUCUAUAAUAAAAGUGUACAAAUAAUAACUCAGGCAUACUGUUUAAAAUGUUGAUGAGUAAAAAUAGUGUUAAUGAAUACAAAUAGGCUAAAUGUUAAGACAUUUAUUUACAUCAUAUAAAUGAACAGAUGUUGUGCCCUCUCUACCACACAUCCUAUGUCACACAUCAGACGGCUGCAGAUUUAGUCUUGACACGUUCCAAGGUUUCAACAUAGUUCUUGUGAGUGUACACAUUGGGUUUUAUUUUUCAAACAUUAUUCAAGUGACAGAAUAUUAGUUUUAAUAGUCUAAUUCAGUGACUGUGCUUGCUGGAUUCAUGUGUGAUUAACAGUGUCCAACAUCAUCUUUUGGCUGCCUGCAAUGAUUAAGGACAUUUGUGAGCAGUAAAUAAAUUAUACGGGUUACUAUUCCUUCAGUCUGCCAACAGCCAAGCUUAACAAACAUCUGCACAAAUGUCAUUUAAACUGGUCUAAUGACACUGCCAACAUUUUUUAAAUAUGUAUAUUUUGUGACUUUUUACAGCCCGGUGUAACACUUUUCUGUCUGUCUUGUUUUGUUACAUUUUUCUGUUAAACUGGCCAAGUAAAGGUUUUGUCGUAGCUCUGGGCAGUAAAUGAACAAAUGGCUGACAGUUCAUUUCAACUGAAUGUGUCCAACGCACACAUAUUGAGGAGGUUUGUAGCUUUCUAAUGUAUGUUUUGUGAUGAAUUCAUAAUAUAAAUAAAGUUGCUUUAUUCCAGUAGGAACCUUGAUAAUGCCACACACAAAGGCAUCUGAAGUGCUGGCUAUUACUCAUAGGUAUGCUAUAUUAUUGCAUAACAGCAAUAGCUUUGCAACAUCUUUUAGAAUUCAUUUCUGCAUCAGUACACACACACACACACACAC